Messenger RNA from Trichosurus vulpecula (common brushtail), 1620 nucleotides. RefSeq names its product solute carrier family 22 member 20-like. Gene Ontology annotation, molecular function: transmembrane transporter activity. Gene Ontology annotation, biological process: transmembrane transport. The record is from RefSeq and is a predicted model, not a curated record. The transcript is spliced from 10 exons. The coding region runs from base 1 to 1620 and encodes 539 amino acids. NCBI's taxonomy places the organism in Eukaryota, Metazoa, Chordata, Mammalia, Diprotodontia, Phalangeridae.
AUGGGCAGGGGCAGGGGCCUGGGAGAGAAUGGGGGCCCCGUGACGAAGGCAAAGGGGCUGGGGGGCCUGCUGGAGAAGGUGGGAGGGUGGGGGCGCUUCCAGAUGGUCUACUUGGCCAUAGUGUCUAUGCCCUUUGCCUUUGUGAGCACUCACAGCUUUCUGCAGAACUUCACAGCCUCCAUUCCCGACCACUACUGCAGGAGCCCCAGCGACCUAUGGCCGGUGGAUGCCCAGGGAAAGCCGGAGAGAUGCCUCCGUUUCCGAGGCAAUGCUACCAACGAGACGGAGGCCUGUGUGGAGGGCUGGGUGUACAACCUCACCACGGUUCAGAGCUCCAUCGUUACUGAGUGGGACCUAGUCUGCAGCCUGAAAAGCCUCCAAGGCAUGGCCCAGUCAGUUUACAUGGCAGGAGUGUUCCUGGGUGCCAUCAUUUUUGGGGGGUUGGCUGACAGGUUGGGCCGAAGGACCGUCUUCCUCUGGUGCCUCCUUCAGGUGGCUUCUCUGAGCACGGGGGCAGCCCUGGCUCCCUCCUUCUCCAUCUACUGUGUCUGCCGCUGCCUGUGUGGCUCUGGCAUAUCUGGGAUGGUACUUAAUGGAAUAGGACUGGUUCUGGAGUGGACACCACCUUCUCACCGGGCAACGGUAUCCGGCUUCCUUUCCUUUGUGCUUAGCCUGGGCCAGCUCAAUCUGGCCAUUUUGGCCUUUGGCCUCCGGCGCUGGAGGCACCUGCAGUUGGCUGCCGGGGCACCGUAUGCCCUCUGCUUCCUCUGUAGCUGGUGGCUCCCAGAAUCUGUCCGGUGGCUGAUGGUGAGGCGGCGCCUUUCUGGGGUCCUGAGGUCCUUGAAGAUGGUGUCAUGGAUCAACAGGGUUCCGGCAGCCAGGGUCCAGCUCUCCCUGGAGAUGCUGGAAUCAGACUGUUCCCAGGAAGAGGUAGAAAGAACUCCAGAGUCCUCUUUUCUGGACCUGUUUCGGUCCCGGGAGAUACUGGCCAUAUUGGCAUGUAUCAUGGGCAUUUGGUUCUCUGCCAGUUUUGCCUUCUAUUCUCUGGCCCUAGACCUCCAGCGUUUCCCUAGGGAAGAUCCCUACUUGGUUCAGAUUAUCCUGGGGGUUAUAGAUCUCCCCUUCCGCCUCCUGGUGCCCAAGCUGGCUGACCGUCUGGGGCGCAAGCUCACCCUGUCGUCCUGCAUGGUGCUCGGAGCGGGACUCCUUCUGGGGGCCAUUCCAGUGCCACAGGAGCUGGGCCACCUUCGGAUGGGGCUGUGUGUGCUGUCCAAGGGCUUCAUGUCAGCUUCCCUCAGCUGCAAUAUUCUCGUCGCCUCCGAAGUCUUCCCAACCUCCCUCCGGAUGACUGGGAUGGGGGUCACCAACAUGGUGGGCCACCUGGGAGGUACGGUGGCCCCUCUGGUCCUGCUGGCAGGCCCUACACUCCCCCUGUUGCCUCCCAUCCUCUUUGGUACCACUGUUCUGGCAGCCAGCUUCCUGGUUGUCUUCCUGCCAGAGACAAGGGGUCUGCCCCUGCCUGACACCUUGGAACAAGCUCAGAGUCAGGUCCGGAGAUGCUGGAGCAGAUUGCUGAGAAAGCCAUGGCAGGGGGCCCGGCCCCUCCAGACCAAGCUCUAA